AUGAAUGCGACAUUAACUGCAAUUUCAGUCUUUGCUGAACAGUUAAGAAGCCGACCAACGAACAUUCAAGUCACAGAAUCGUUUUUCUUGUUGCUGAUCAACUUAGUCUCCUUCUUUGGGAACCUACUGCUCGGGAUAGUGGUCAUUAAAAACCCGACUCUUCGCCGAACGGUUCCUAGUAUGUACAUCAUAACUCUGGCCCUUUCAGACUUUUUGAACUCUUGUCUGGGAAUCCCAUUUUCAAUUGCUUCUCUAAUUGUUGGAAGAUGGCCGUUCAAUGACUUCGUCUGUCAGCUGCAAGGAUUCUGGAUUCUUCUCUUGUCAGCGGUGUCAUUACAAACUUUGGCCGUCACUGCUGUAAACAGAUGUUUCCGAGUGGUCCGCUCCCGUACCUUGCAUCAGAAACUCUUUAACAAGAAGACAACAAAACUGACGAUCGCUGUUCUAUGGAUCCUGGCUCUGUUUGCUCCUCUUCCAUAUGUUGCUGCUGGUCAUAAAUUUUUCUUUCACACUGGAAAAGUUUUCUGUGCGCACGAUUUUGAAAGUUUGCAUAGAGGGUAUGGAGCUUAUUUGGUGGUAUUUUACGUAGCCAUUCCUUUGAUAAUCAUCGUGGUUUGUUACACCAAAGUAUUUAUAACGGUUCGGAAGCAUAACCUAAACUUCCGUUCAAGACUUCGCUCCGUCAGACAUGAAGCCGCAAAUUUAUCCCAAAACAGCCGCUUAUCAGUGGAUGAAGUAAACGUUACAUAUAUUCUCUUAGCCAUUGUUGUAGGUUUUCUCACUUGCUGGAUCCCUGUUUUAGUAAUAGAUCUCAUCGACUUUGUGAACGCAGAGUGGAAACUUAAAAGACAAGUGUAUGUAAGUUAUACUUGUUUCGGUUGGGCCAGUACUGCACUUAACCCCAUCAUAUAUGGCAUCAUGAAUCGUACCUUCCGCGCAGAGUGCCUGAGAAUAUUCACGCCC
Pocillopora damicornis (cauliflower coral) is the source of this 963-nucleotide messenger RNA. RefSeq names its product melatonin receptor type 1A. The record is from RefSeq and is a predicted model, not a curated record. Gene Ontology annotation, cellular component: membrane. Lineage: Eukaryota; Metazoa; Cnidaria; Anthozoa; Scleractinia; Pocilloporidae. Gene Ontology annotation, biological process: G protein-coupled receptor signaling pathway. Gene Ontology annotation, molecular function: G protein-coupled receptor activity.